Molecule: messenger RNA, 654 nt
Organism: Aureobasidium pullulans EXF-150
Lineage: Eukaryota; Fungi; Ascomycota; Dothideomycetes; Dothideales; Saccotheciaceae
Exons: 1
Source: RefSeq, a predicted model, not a curated record
AUCACGAUCCUUCUGCCGACAUUACGACAUCUUUACCUCGACUACCAAAGCUUCAUCGCAUUAGGUCCGGGAGGCACACCGAAGACAAUCCUGGGCUAUUGCAAAGUGAAGGCAUUGGCCAUGUUCGCGCUCAGGGAUCCAUACGCGCCGCCAAAGAUACCGUGGUCCAUGACGAAGAGAGAGGGAUGUCUACCGCAGCUUCCUCAACGCUCAGGUCCUCGUCCGUCAACCCUCGGAAUUGCGCCGCAUCGCCAGACGAACCAGAAGCCAUCGCAAGAGGUCUACGAAAAACUGGCCGAUGCGCUACACGCCAUCGCGAAUGACAACCUUCACCUCCUCGAAGGUACAUCGUGCUUCGAGAAGCAUGGCACUGGUAUCUUCACCGACAGUCCACUGCGACGAACCUGCGGAGGAGAGAUCUGUCACGCGCAUCCAUCCGACGGUUCCCUACAUUUGACUCUACAUCUUGCCGACGCCAAAAUCAUGCUCGAAGCAGGUUGGGGUGAACGACACCCGCUUGCAAGAGGUGGUUGGAUGGAAAGAUUUGUUCCAGGAGGAUUCGCCAUGAUUUACGCGCCUCGAGACGACGAUGAGCUCAAGGUAGUCCUGGAGAUUGUACGGGCUGCGGCAUGGUAUGUUGGAGGUGAAGAAAUC